Molecule: messenger RNA, 468 nt
Organism: Strongyloides ratti
Lineage: Eukaryota; Metazoa; Nematoda; Chromadorea; Rhabditida; Strongyloididae
Product: Zinc finger, RanBP2-type domain-containing protein
Exons: 2
Coding region: 1-468 (155 amino acids)
Biological process (GO): positive regulation of DNA-templated transcription
Cellular component (GO): nucleus
Molecular function (GO): transcription coregulator activity; DNA binding
Source: RefSeq, a predicted model, not a curated record
AUGUCAGGAAAAAAAAGGAAAAGUUCUGUAUCAUAUCGUGAUUCACCAGAUUAUGACAAUGAAACUCAUCCUUCUAGUGGUUCAUCAUGGAGUUGUCCUGUAUGUACAUUUAUAAAUAAACCAAAAGAUUUUAAAUGUCAAAUGUGUCAAUGUAGGAAGGGAACAUCUACAAGAAAAGCUACAAUAAAUGAUGAUAUUAUUAAGCAACAGGCUCAAGUUGAAAAAUUAAUUACAAAAAAUCACCAAGCAUCUGUUGAAAGGAGUUCUAAGAGAAGAAGUAAUGUGUCAGAAAGUGGUGUCAUUAGUAAAGAUUUACAUGAUUCUAAUACAACUUCAAAUGUUUCUACUCCUUCAAGUUCUAAAGCUGGAUCUGUUUCUAGAGAAGGUUCUACAAUUCUAGUUUCAGGAGUAAGUGCUGUAAUAACAGAAUUUGAAGCUGCUGAUAUCAAAGUUAAUCUAGAUGAGUAA